Daktulosphaira vitifoliae (grape phylloxera) is the source of this 1179-nucleotide messenger RNA. Its product is annotated as sentrin-specific protease 1-like. The record is from RefSeq and is a predicted model, not a curated record. Gene Ontology annotation, biological process: protein desumoylation. Gene Ontology annotation, molecular function: deSUMOylase activity. The transcript has 4 exons. Gene Ontology annotation, cellular component: nucleus. Lineage: Eukaryota; Metazoa; Arthropoda; Insecta; Hemiptera; Phylloxeridae. The coding region runs from base 1 to 930 and encodes 309 amino acids.
AUGAAAAAAAGAGUAGACAAAACAAGAAAAGAACAUACACUUAAAGAAAAUGAGUUAGUAUACAUAGAAAAUGGCAACAAAAUGAAUAGGAACAAGUUGGAUGAAAGUUUUCAUAAGAAAAAUUUGGAACGCAAAAAAUCCGAAAUAAAAAAACAACUUUUUGAGAUAUCUUCUAAUACUACUGCUCGACCAAAUUUAAAAAGAAAUUCAUCCGAAGAAGAUGAAAAAGUCAUAAAAAAGCCAAAAGUUAGUUCUAAUCCUUUGACCUUAAAUACGCCGAAUGACGUAAAUUUACUUGCUCUGUCCACUAUUGAAGUAAUAAAAGUACCAGAGAAAGAAAAAGAAGUAAUGCAAGAUCAGAACACAAAAUCUCUUGAUCAGUAUAAUGCACCUUCAUUUAAGUCGCCCACAUCAUGGUAUACUUCAGACACAAUUAAUGAGUACAUUAAAAUGAUAGUAACACGGUCAGAAGGUGAAGUUUAUGCAGUUGUCACUGAUUUUAUUAUAGCGUAUCUUCGAGGAGGUUAUCCAGCUGUAAGAAGAUGGAUAAAAAAAGAUAUUCACACAAUAAAAUUACUUUUUGUGCCCAUGAAUGUAUAUGGGAAUCAUUGGAUAUUGACAGUGGUUAAUAUACCUGAAAAGACUGUGACAUCAUAUGAUAGUCUUAAAUCGUAUAAGGGUCCUUAUCAAAUGGUAUUAAAAAAUUUCUUAAUUGAAUGGGAGAUGGACAAAAAAGGAAAAGCUUCUACAUGGACAUUACAAAUAGGCGAGACAUCUCGCCAAACCAAUGGACAUGAUUGUGGGCCAUUUACUAUUGAGCUGGCAGAAAAAAUGUCUCGAGGAGAUACAACACCAAUAAAUGCAAAUUUUAUGCCUUAUAUAAGAUUAAGACACAAAAAUGAAAUUAUUGCUGGCGAGCUAUUCUUUUAAUAUUUUUAUGAAUGAAAUUUUAUUUUUGUAUUUUAUAUCAAUUUACUUAAUAUUCACUAUAAAUUGAAAUUUUUAUUUGUAUACCACCAAACAUUUUUUUACUUUUUCUAUGUUUAAUUGAUGUUUUGUUAUUUUAUUUUAAUCUUAUUUUUCUUUGUAACAUUAUUUCAUUAAAUAAAUUCAAAUUUAAUAUAAAUUUAUCUUAACUGAAAUAAUUUAAUGUUCUUGUUAUGUGAAUAUACAAAUAUU